Molecule: messenger RNA, 1318 nt
Organism: Ictalurus furcatus (blue catfish)
Lineage: Eukaryota; Metazoa; Chordata; Actinopteri; Siluriformes; Ictaluridae
Product: odorant receptor 131-2-like
Exons: 1
Coding region: 371-1318 (315 amino acids)
Biological process (GO): G protein-coupled receptor signaling pathway
Cellular component (GO): membrane
Molecular function (GO): G protein-coupled receptor activity
Source: RefSeq, a predicted model, not a curated record
UGUGUGUGUGUGUGUGUGUGUCCUAAAAUAUUUUAAGAUGAAUCAGGUGUAAAAGCUAACAUUGUCCAUAGGGACAGCUUUCCAUUCAGUAUAGUGACUUGGGAAAUUCCACCCCACAGAUCCCUAUUUAACACUCUCUUAAACUAUAUAAACUUCUGUUUCUCAGUGAACCUUUACAACCAGCUAGCUUAAAUACAUCUUGCACAGGCAAAGUAAUCUAUCUUGUAGUCUUUAAACCUAUCCAUAACUGUUCAUUGAUGAACCAGUGUUGGUUUUAAUUUUGUGGAUUAGUAAACAGCAUCUUGUUAAGUUACUUCAUUAUCUUUAAGGCCUUCACAGUGAUUAAAAGGUUCUGAAGUGUUUUCAGAAAAUGAACUUCUCAGAGAAUGGCGCCAGAAGUCCGGAAAGCUUUGAGGAAUUUUUCAGCAAAAUAUUAGUAAGCGUUUUUCUUGGAUUUAUCAUAAUUUGUAUCAAUGGAUCACUUGUUUUCACCUUCUUCAAAAGCUCAGUUUUCUAUAACAAUCCAAGAUAUGUUUUAUACAUACAUUUGGUUAUCAAUGACAUGAUUAUGGUUGGUGUCUCUGUGACUCUCCUUGUAUUGGCAUAUACAUGGAACAAUGUACGCAUUUCAUUCUGUUGUGUAUUACUAAUCAUAGCUUCAGCCACUCAGAAGAACACACCACUAAUCUUGGCUGCUAUGGCAAUUGAGCGUUAUAUUGCCAUCUGUAAACCUUUGCAUCAUUCUCAGAUCUGUACAUUACAUAGAACUUUUAUUCUUAAUGUUUUGAUAUGGGGAGUUGGACUUAUUCCUCCACUGACAGACUUUGUUAUUUCUGCCAUCCUAUUUCCUUUGUUCAUUUAUAACACUGUAACUGUCUGCUCUUCAUCAUUUCUGUACAACACUGUUCAUCAUGAUCAGAGAAAGCAAGCUACAGAGGCAAUUUACAUGUCCUUUGUGUGGAUCGUUCUUGUCUACACUUAUUGUAGGGUGCUGAUUGCAGCCAGAAAGAUGUCAAGUGACAAGGAAUCUACUAAAAAAGCCAAGCGAACAAUCCUUUUGCAUGGAGUACAGCAAUUGCUCUGUAUGUUGUCCUUUACCCCUCCUGUGCUAGACUUUGUUUUUGUUCGUAUUUUGCCUACUCAAUGGAGAAAGAUCAGUUUUUAUGCAUACUUGAUAACAAACAUUGUGCCACGCCUGCUCAGUCCACUAAUUUAUGGUAUGCGAGAUCAGACAUUUGUCAAACAUUUGAAUAGAAAUUUCUCAUUCAGAGUAUUAAUUUUAAAAGUAGAAUCUGACAAAAACAUAGUCAUAAAAUAA